Messenger RNA from Neopsephotus bourkii (Bourke's parrot), 2261 nucleotides. RefSeq names its product S100 calcium binding protein Z (gene S100Z). Gene Ontology annotation, molecular function: calcium ion binding. Lineage: Eukaryota; Metazoa; Chordata; Aves; Psittaciformes; Psittacidae. The transcript is spliced from 2 exons. Gene Ontology annotation, cellular component: cytoplasm. Bases 800 to 1369 code for a protein of 189 amino acids. The record is from RefSeq and is a predicted model, not a curated record.
CCACACACAGCCUCUGCCCUGCCUAGUGAAUAUUUUAGUGACCCAUUUACAGCAAGCGACUUUUAUUGAGCAGAGUAGGCAAAUGCAGAAGGAAACAGAAGCCCCAUCAUCCUUGUGACAGUUAUACGUCUGUCUCUAUAUAUGUAAUCCACCUUCUCAGCCUGAUAAACAACAGUCUGUGCACAGGUUUUGAAAGGAAGGUGACCAUCAUCUUCUGUGAUCUGAGCAUUUUCUGGCAAACACCUCAGCCACCCCAUAAGCAGGUAAGUCUUAGCCUUUGCACAGUGAUAUCAUUCACAUCUCCAGCCUUACCUUGAAUUUCAUUCUGGCUUUUUAAUCUCUCUCCUGGGGCUUAAUCAACAUAAUGUUUCCCUUUCACCUGAUUUCUAUUCUAAGUUAGUUUUUGAGUCAGCUACUCAGCAGCUAAUUGUACUUUCAUCUUUUUUCUUGGUGGUGCCUCCCUAUGUACCUUCUUACUGCAUGCUCUAUGAAGUAAACCCUCAGCAAUGCCUAGCCGUGUUUAUUUCAGGCCAUUUACAAGAAAAAACGUCAACCCAAGCAAACACAACUGCAUAAAUCAAAAGCUGAUGCUUCUAUACUUAUUACUGGUGAUUUUCCUCUAACGAUUUAAGAAACUGGUGUGGAGCAUUCUGUAUAACUCAUCCACUUCGGCUGCUGUUAUUUCUUGAUCUUAUUUUCUUGAGAAAACUUCUGAAUGAAGAUAGGAGGUUGUGCCUUCAUUUUUCCUGUGCUUUCAGCUACGGGUAUGAGACAUUUCAUUUUACAGUAGCUUUGCAAAAUGACGCACAGGAGAUCACUGUCUUAUAAAGACUUUCCAUUUACCUUUUUGAAGCAAUUGCGAUUGAGUUCACGGCAAUGCUUUGUUUUUAACAGUCUAUCCUUGGUCACACACAGCUGUGAGAAUGGAUCACUGAAAACUCUUUUUUUCAGUUCUGGUGACAAUUUCUUUCUUCAGCUAGCUCUCCACCCCUUCCCUGAGAUCAGCCUUUGGUUUGGCUCCUUCACAAUGACUCUGGGUCUUUACCCUACAGAUCUCCCUCUCGUUGUUAUGUCCACACCUCUGGAGGAUGCAAUGGACACCUUGAUCAGGAUUUUCCAUCACUACUCUGGCAAAGAAGGAGACAGAUACAAGCUCAGUAAAGGAGAACUCAAGGAGCUCCUCACCAGCGAGCUCACUGACUUCCUUUCAGGACAAAAGGACCCGCAUCUGAUUGAUAAGAUUAUGAAAGAUCUGGACUCCAACAAAGAUAAUGAAGUGGACUUUCAUGAAUUCGUCAUUCUGGUUGCUGCUUUGACUGUGGCAUGCAAUGAUUUCUUUGUAGAACAGCUGAAGAAAGAGGGAUUUUAAAAAUGCUUAAUAUACGAAUGCGAGCAAAGCAUGCCUAGUUAGGUAGCCCUCAUCAGCAUUUAGUGAAUGCAAACCAUCAUCCCUCCAACUGUUACUGCUCUAAGACAUUCACAGAGCAGAUCAGCAGCUGGUGUAAGCUGGACCAAUGCCAGUUUACACUACUUGAGAUCUGGCUUUUAAUGUUUUCAGGUUUUGUGCUGCAUGCAUCUGUAAUGUGCAUCUAUGAGUUGCCGAAGUCAAGGGCUUGGUGUGACAGAUCAUUUGGCAGAAGCUGAGACUUCUAUUUCUUAACUGCCAGUGGAAAGUAAAAGGCAUGGGAAUGUUACUUAUGUACUUUCUGAACUGGAAAAUUUGGAAUGAGACAUAAAACUUGCAAUUAAGUUUUCAGUCAUUCUGUAACAAUCACAUUUCUUGCAGCUCAGAAAAUCCAGCUUGGAUUUUGCUCAGCUCUGCUUAUUCUAAAGCCCUUUUUAGAUGCUGCUCCAUACCUCCCCACACUCUUGUAUUUCAGAUGUGGUCACAGCUGUCUCCUGGUGCCUGAGCAGACAGUACCGCUUGCCAUUGUUACGGGUUCAUUUCCUCUACCUCCCCUGCUUCAAUUUUGUUGUGUUGGCAUUACUGCAUCCCAGUAGUCCACCUCUUCAUUCAGCAUAAAUGAAUUUAUUCAUAUGUUAAAUUAUUCAAAUGCGUAGAAGGUUUAGUCAGCAAACUGCUCUGAGGGCUGAUGGAGGGACCAGGUCUUCAGGGGAGAUGCAAAUACCUUCUGCUUUCACAAUUCUGGCACCCUUAAGAGGAGGACUUUUAGAGGACCACUUCUGGGGGAUUUAAUGAUAGGGUCUCAGGGUACAUCUUUCUAAUGUGAGUCAUCUUAUGGAACAAUGAUUUCAUCUUA